This is a messenger RNA of Daldinia childiae, 1599 nucleotides long. Its product is annotated as putative glycosidase crf1. The transcript has 5 exons. The coding region runs from base 1 to 1599 and encodes 532 amino acids. Gene Ontology annotation, molecular function: glycosyltransferase activity; hydrolase activity, hydrolyzing O-glycosyl compounds. The record is from RefSeq and is a predicted model, not a curated record. Lineage: Eukaryota; Fungi; Ascomycota; Sordariomycetes; Xylariales; Hypoxylaceae. Gene Ontology annotation, biological process: fungal-type cell wall organization; carbohydrate metabolic process. Gene Ontology annotation, cellular component: fungal-type cell wall.
AUGUCAAAGAGAGGAAUUAUUGGCUUCCUUACAGCAUUGAGCUGGACAGCUCAAUUUGCCAAUGGCCAGCUUCAACCCGAUUGCAAUCCGCUCCACACGGAUUGCCCAUCAAAGAAGGCUUGGCCCGAGGAGAAUUAUUAUAUUGAUUUCACUAAGCAAAAGGGCCCCCCUUCAGACUGGACGAUUGCGAAUUCCGAGGUCGUCGACUUCACUUCCAACGGAGCCGAGUUGUCUUAUGCCAAAAAGGGGGAUGCACCGAAUAUGUGGACCGAUUUCUAUAUGCUUGGCGGCCGGUAUGAUGUCGAGAUGAAAAUUGCUCCGGGCCAGGGAGUGAUUAGCAGCGCAGCUUUAUGGUCAGACACUCAGGAUGAAAUCGAUUUUGAAUUUUCCGGUAAUCAAUUUGGCCAGACGCCUUUCCCGCCUCGGGAUGGGAUGUGGGCUUUUGAGACCAACGUUUUCGCGCAAGGAAAGAUGUGGGAUGGCGCAGCUACUUACCAGAAAGAUUUAUACAAGCCAGCAGAGCAGUUCCAUAAGUAUUCGGUAGAGUGGGAUGAAGACUACAUGAACUGGUAUGUUGAUGAUAAGGUCGUCCGAAGUAUUCUAGCCAAGGAUACUCCUAAAGGUUUCGCCUUUCCCCAGUCUCCGAUGAAGCUUCAACUUGGUGUAUGGGGAGGUGGAGACCCUAAUAACAAUCACUGGACUAUUCAAUGGGCUGGAGGUGAGGUCGACAUGAAAGGCGCUCCUUAUACUAUGUAUGUGAAGAGUGUAAACAUAACAAAUAAAUAUCCUGCUUGCCAGUACAGAUAUAAGGAUAAGAGUGGGAAGCAAGCUUCCAUCGAAAAAUUAGAAAACGGCUGUAACCCUGAACUCGUGAAAAUGGCUAAGAGGGAUCCUGCUGCGAAUAACUAUCCUGUCAGUUCGCCAGACUUUAUCGAUACACCUGCGCCAACUUCGUAUUACCCAACUCAAGGGAUUGGCACGUCUAACACUGCAGGGACUGAUGCUAUCGCGUCUAGUGCGCCUGGCGCAUAUCCCAAUAUAACCAAACCAGGCACAACUGUGACCCUCGGUAACUACUUCACGACUGUAAUCGAGUAUGACACGAUCACUCCCGAGGCCCCUGCCUCUGUAUCGUCUGGAGCUACUCCUACUAGCUACUACACAGCAUCCCAAGCAUCUACCGACGUUUCGAGCUAUCAGAUGAGUGAAUCCUCUAGCACCGUAGGAACAGCCACCACUUCGGUCCCGGUUGCUGUUAGCUCGGCCUCAAGCUACCCCGUAGCAUCGUCUCAGACCGCCCCUAAGAAUGCACCUGGUGAGUCCUCGCAUGUCGAUAAUGAUCUAACAACGGUAACCUCCCCCACCACGGAUACUCGUACCGUGUUCCAGACACAAUCUCCUGAGAAGUCGGGCACGUGCGAGUGUGUACCCUCGACCGUGACUGUCACUCAAACAGUUGCACGAGUCACUGUGACAAGCACAGCCGAACCGUUUAUCGCUAGCACGUAUUCUAUGGGUACUGCUCCUCUUGGCACAGGUGGUUUAGGCGAGGUCAUGGAAAUGGGGGCGAACAUGGACAUUGAUGAGAUGCUAGGUUAG